Molecule: messenger RNA, 498 nt
Organism: Daphnia pulex (common water flea)
Lineage: Eukaryota; Metazoa; Arthropoda; Branchiopoda; Diplostraca; Daphniidae
Product: sericin-1-like
Exons: 2
Coding region: 1-498 (165 amino acids)
Source: RefSeq, a predicted model, not a curated record
AUGUCGUCACAACUCUCGCUGGCCGAGAUUUUAGAAGAAAUCGAUGAGCCAUUAAUUGCUACAGCAGUCGGUGUUUUCAUUUCCGGCCCUGUCCUUGCCAUAGCCUAUUGCGUCAUCGCAGUCACAGGCUGUAGUUCAGCCGCCAGCUCUGCCGCCGGUUUCACCAGCUCUGCCGCCGGUUCCACUGGCUCUGCCGCCGGUUCCACUGGCUCUGCCGCCGGUUCCACCAGCUCUGCCGCCGGUUCCACCAGCUCUGCCGCCGGUUCCACUGGCUCUGCCGCCGGUUCCACCAGCUCUGCCGCCGGUUCCACUGGCUCUGCCGCCGGUUCCACCAGCUCUGCCGCCGGUUCCACCAGCUCUGCCGCCGGUUCCACUGGCUCUGCCACCGGUUCCACCUGUCAGGGUGCUGUCCCUCCCUGCACAUCCUGUUCGUGCCCCUCGUCAAGUCGUUCGCAAGCCGUGGACGGCCAAAAUCUGGACAUCGAGUUCCAGGAGUAG